Molecule: messenger RNA, 1487 nt
Organism: Acyrthosiphon pisum (pea aphid)
Lineage: Eukaryota; Metazoa; Arthropoda; Insecta; Hemiptera; Aphididae
Exons: 2
Coding region: 987-1412 (141 amino acids)
Source: RefSeq, a predicted model, not a curated record
GUUAAGUUAAUUAAAAAUAAUCGCGGGGAAGAUAUUUUAGAAUACGAUAACCAUACUUUUUAUUUUGCAUACAAAACAAAAACUACAAAUAUAAUUCGUUGGCGUUGUACACAGAGAAAAUGUUCAGCAAAAUUGUUAACUACAGGUGAAAAUUUGACGAUUGUCCGUGAUGAGAGUGUACAUGUAAAUCACGAUGAGAAAAACUUAAACGUUUAUAAAUUAAAUCAAUUGUGCAAAAUAAAAGCACGAGAAUCACCAUAUGAAAAACCAGCCAAAAUUUUAAGAAAUGUAGUGCAAAAUUCAACAGAUUCCAAUGUUAUCACUACUAAGGAUAUUUCAGAUUUAAGACGUAAUAUAUAUAAUACGAAGAGGAAGAUAUUGCCAAAAUUUCCAAUAUCACAGAAUGAAGUACAUUCAAUGCUUGGAACAAUGGAUAUCAAAACACACACAGGUGAACCGUUUAUAUUAUCAAACGAUUCUGAUAAAAAUAUAAUUAUAUUUUCUUGCAAAACAAACAUUGAUUUUUUAUGCAAAAGUGAAACAAUCUAUCUUGAUGAGACAUUCGAUUAUUGUCCGAAAUUAUUCACUCAACUUUUUACUUUACAAUUUACAUGGAUAUUUUAAUAAUAAUUACGUUCCUCUUGUAUUUGCGCUGUUACCAAAUAAAACAAAACAAACGUAUUUAACAAUUUUUAAAUAUUUUGGUACUUGAAUGUCAAAAUGUUGGUCUAAUAUUAAAACCUACAACAGUUAUAUGCGAUUUUGAAGAAUCAAUUCAUAUCGCAUUAAGAGAAGUUUGGAAUAAUUUUAAUAUCUUUGGAUGUCGUUUUCACUUAACUCAGUUUUGGUACAGGAAAAUACAAAACUUAGGACUAUGUAAAGCGUAUAAAAAUAAUAAAACCCCCGAAGGUGAAUGGUUGAAUAAUAUUUUUGGAUUAAUAUUUUUAAAUCCUAAUGAAGUGGGCUCAUGUUUUUUUGAUGACUUUAUGUCAACAAUACCACACGAUAUAAAAUUUCAAAUGUUUGCUGACUAUUUGACUGACAAUUAUAUAGACAACAAUUCAUUAUUUCCACCGUAUAUUUGGGCAGUUGCAUCAUCGUCGUCGACACAUACAACGAAUGCAUGUGAAUCCUUUCACAGUAAAUUUAAUGCAGAGUUUUAUCAUCCACACCCACAAAUUUUCAAUUUCAUUAAAGUUCUAACAGAUUUUCAAACAGAUACUUAUAUAAAACUAUCAAGUUUACAUAUAACUCCGCGAAUAACUUCUCAAACAUGUCAACGGACGAAACAAAUUCAAGCUGCUUUGGAUCAGUAUAAUAAUAAAUUGAUUUCAAGAACUUCAUUCAUUGCAUUAGUUGCAUACAAAUACAAAAAACGUAUUAUUCCACCUUCAAUUAACUGCGAAACAUAAAAUUAUAUCAAAAUGCAACAUAGGUAAAUUAGAUUUUUUUUUUAAUUCAACACAUAAUUAUUUUAACUGACGAAC